AUGCCGAAGAACAAGGGAAAGGGAGGUAAGAAUCGGAAGAGGGGGAAGAACGAGGCGGACGACGACAAGCGGGAGCUCGUGUUCAAGGAGGACGGGCAGGAGUACGCGCAGGUCCUCCGGAUGCUCGGCAAUGGGAGGUGCGAGGCCAUGUGCAUCGACGGCACCAAGCGGCUCUGCCAUAUCCGGGGGAAGAUGCACAAGAAGGUAUGGAUCGCCGCGGGGGACAUAGUCCUCGUCGGCCUCCGCGACUACCAGGACGACAAGGCGGACGUCAUCCUUAAGUACAUGCCGGACGAGGCGCGGCUCUUGAAGGCUUACGGUGAACUCCCGGAGAACACAAGGCUCAACGAAGGCAUCGCCGGAGGGCUUGACGAAGAGGACGAGGGCGCUGGUGACGACUACAUCGAGUUUGAGGACGAGGACAUCGACAAGAUCUGA
This is a messenger RNA of Spirodela intermedia, 438 nucleotides long. The record is from the annotation of a GenBank genome assembly. NCBI's taxonomy places the organism in Eukaryota, Viridiplantae, Streptophyta, Magnoliopsida, Alismatales, Araceae.